AUGUCAGAUAGGUUAACCCAGCUUCAAAUAUGUCUAGACCAAUUAAUAGAUCAGUUCAAAGCCACGGUAAACUACGUCAACGUGCACUCUCAACCAGCACUACUAGAUGAAGAUCCAACUUCAGUAUCAAACUUGGCCGCAAAAGCACCACUUCCACAACAACAACAGCAACAGCAGCAGUCCCCGCAGGCGACACAGCAACAGCUGCCGGAAGAAGCAGCACCGCCACCACAAGAAACGCCGGAAGUAGACCCCGAGAUUGAAUUCUCCAAUACAAUAGAAGAACUAUCAACUGAUAUCGUGUUGAAAAGCAGGCAAAUCAAUAUGUUGAUCGACUCCCUUCCCGGGAUCGGAGUGACUCCCGAGGAACAGCUUCGACAGAUUGACGAGUUGAGCUGGGAAUUGAAAGCGGUUGAAGAGAAGCGGAAAAACAAGAUUCACGAAAAGGAUCAGUUGUUGAAAGUUGUCGAUGAGUUGAUUGAGGAUUUGGUUACUGGGAUAUCUAGGACUAGAAUGCAGUGA
Lodderomyces beijingensis is the source of this 522-nucleotide messenger RNA. NCBI's taxonomy places the organism in Eukaryota, Fungi, Ascomycota, Pichiomycetes, Serinales, Debaryomycetaceae. The record is from the annotation of a GenBank genome assembly.